Messenger RNA from Stylophora pistillata, 921 nucleotides. Its product is annotated as RNA helicase MOV-10. Lineage: Eukaryota; Metazoa; Cnidaria; Anthozoa; Scleractinia; Pocilloporidae. The record is from RefSeq and is a predicted model, not a curated record. Gene Ontology annotation, molecular function: 5'-3' RNA helicase activity; RNA binding.
UAUCCGGGACAUCUAAAAUAAUCACGUCGGGGCAAGUCAGGGCUGUUUUCAGGGCUGUUUUCUUGGAAAUCUGACGUCAUAGUCAAGCGAUACGGAGAAAGCAUCCAAAUCAGCAGAAAAACCGUAUAAAUUUGCACUUUGUUCGCGUAAUAUUCAGUGGAAGAAAUCGAAGGCAUAUAAAGUUCGAAGACCUAUGCCAGUAUGUUUGGCCACUAUAGGUCGAGAGGAACUCUGGAGCAGGAGAAAACUAUUGCCCAAGCGUUUGUGAAGUUUCUGGAGGACAGCGGUCGUAAGCAAGACAUGCUUGUAAUCCAAUUGAAGAACAUUUACCAAGGAGAAUUCCGCUCUUUGAAUCCCUCGUUUGACCGGAGUAUUUCAUUCUCCAGAGUUUUAAACGCUCUUACGUAUCACUUAAAUGUUUGCCAGCAACUUCAAGACCGUGUAAUCUUUGGUGGUGGAGAAGCAGCAGCUCUCCAACUCCUUACCGACGAUUCUGUAGAGCCACAGGAAAAUGAUGAUCUUUGUUACCGCUCGCUCUCGAGCUUGAGGCCUUUCUAUUGUGAAGUUUGUAAAAGAGGUCUUGGGAAUGCAAUGGCUUACCAGAAACACCUCGAAGGGGUGAAACAUCGCCAACAGAAAAUCCUCAUAACGAUUCGAAAAUCACUAAAAAAACCAGAGCUUGUCUUUGACAAAAAUGGGAUAAGGGUUACUUCAGAUCCCGCUGGAGAUGAACAUGGUGUGAUAGAAUUGAAAGUUGAGAGUGGAACAUAUGGGCAGAUUGUGUUGAUUAUAGAGAACCUCAGUGAGGAGAUCAUCACCCUGAAGGACAUCACUCUGCUGUGGAGUGUCAACUUUUUUGACUACAGGGAAAUAUCCAGUAUUGGACCUGAUGAGGGUCAACUCUACCCAGGUAAAUUCUGA